This is a messenger RNA of Condylura cristata (star-nosed mole), 1128 nucleotides long. It is a transcript of the gene MRPS22, whose product is annotated as mitochondrial ribosomal protein S22. NCBI's taxonomy places the organism in Eukaryota, Metazoa, Chordata, Mammalia, Eulipotyphla, Talpidae. Bases 15 to 1094 code for a protein of 359 amino acids. The transcript is spliced from 8 exons. Gene Ontology annotation, molecular function: structural constituent of ribosome. Gene Ontology annotation, cellular component: mitochondrial small ribosomal subunit. The record is from RefSeq and is a predicted model, not a curated record.
GACCUCAGAUAAUCAUGGCGCCGCUCAGAGUGUCGGUGUCGCUGCGCAGCAUUUUGGUAGGUUCUCGAGGCACGGAAAGGGUUCCUUUGCGGGUCCGAGCUGGGCUCCAGACGGACACCCUGCUUCAGCCGCUGCCUGGGCCCUAUGGAGCGGGAAUGUCACGCCGUCGGCUCUCCUCCGAAGCCGAAUCUGGUAGCUUAGAGAUCAAGAAACCUACUUUUAUGGAUGAGGAAAUUCAAAACUUACUAAUCAAGAUGACAGGCUUGAAUUUGCAGAAGAUUUUUAAGCCAUCUAUACAAGAACUGAAGCCACCAACCUAUAAGUUGAUGACCCAGGCACAAUUGGAAGAGGCUACAAGACAGGCAGUUGAAGCAGCUAAAGUGCAAUUAAAAAUGCCUCCAGUUCUCGAAGAGCGACCACCAAUAAAUGAUGUAUUAGCUGAGGAUAAGAUUUUGGAAGGAACAGAAACAACUAAAUACGUGUUUACAGAUAUAUCGUAUAGCAUACCACACCGGGAACGUUUUAUCGUUGUCAGAGAACCAACUGGCACACUACGCAAAGCCUUUUGGGAAGAACGAGACCGGAUGAUACAAAUUUAUUUCCCAAAAGAAGGUCGUAGAGUUUUAACACCAAUAAUUUUCAAGGAAGAAAAUCUCAAGACCAUGUACAGCCAGGACCGGCAUGUUGAUGUCCUUAAUCUCUCUGUUGCCCAGUUUGAGCCAGAUUCUGCUGAGUAUAUCAAAAUUCAUCAUCAGACCUAUGAAGAUAUAGAUAAACAUGGAAAGUAUGACCUUUUACGUUCAACAAGACACUUUGGUGGAAUGGCUUGGUAUUUUGUAAAUAAGAAGAACAUUGAUGGUUUACUUAUUGACCAGAUUCAGAGAGAUUUAGUCGAAGAUGCCAUCAGCCUGGUGCAGCUGUAUCAUACUGUCCAUCCAGGUGGCCAGUCAGCCCAGGAGGCCAAGAAGCAGGCUGCAGAGGGAUUACAUUUAAUUAAGGUCUUUGCAAAAACAGAAGCACAGAAGGGAGCAUAUAUUGAAUUAACACUGCAGACUUAUCAAGAAGCAUUUUCUAGCCGCUCUGCAUCAUCCUGAAAAAGUUUGUUUUAAUAAAUAACACUUUACUAAA